GGAAUUGCUGCUGCUGCUGCUGCUUCGGUAGGUUGAACCUUACGCGUAAAAGUGUUCAAUUUUCGUUUUAGCCAAGCUGUUUUUGUAUUUUGAGAAGCCUGUUUUUUUUCCCCAACUGAAACAGAAUACACCUUCAAAAUAUCCAUUCGGCACCCGCAGAGUCACCCUGAUCCCAUCCAAUCCAGAGCUGCCAGAGAAAAUCCUCAACAUGUAGGUGGUCUUCGGGGGUUUACCAAGUAUUUAUCUGUGGUGCUUCGUAAGGACUGAGUCGUUUUUACUACACAGCCGUGACUCAUUUUUGUAAUCCGUGGGUGUCUCCUGGCAGCACCUAAAGGCAGCGCGGCGUCCUGACGUCACAGCUUUGCGUGCCUUGCUCCAGCUCAGCAGAAGACGCCACAGCCAGAGAUCCAGAGAUCGGCGAGCAUCCAUAUUGCAGGUACCCGGCGGAGAGAAGGCACCCUGCGGCGGAUACAUUAAAGGAGUCCGGCUUAUCUUCGCUACUGCUGCUGCUGUUUCCAUCUUCUUCUGAACUAACCAGGGGUUUGUCACCUGGUUUAUUUCGUUUAAUCCUGAGUCCUCUCCUCCUCUUCCUCCUCCUUGGUCACCAGGGGAUGGGGGAAUGAUCUGCACCGACUCCCUCUCGCCUCCUCCUCCUCUUCCUCAUCCUGCUGCUCCCUCGGUCGGUGUCUGUGACCAGGAUGCGGGGCCCGCUGCUCGGCCAGGCUGCGGUUUUUGCGGCCCUGUGGGCGAUGAGCACCUGCCUGACAGGUGAGAGCUGCAGCUGACACACACUGACUUGUGUUUUAAAACCACCAUCCUUUGUAUAGCUGUAGUGCAUGGUGUACUUUAGAUCAGCUGUAGCUGUUGGACUGUGUUUGUUGUGGUGUCAGUCGAGAUUUAAAGUGACCUUAGAUGUUUUCCAUCUCUGUUGGCUGAUUAUUUUUUCUAAUCAUUAUUAUUUUUUAUCACCUAUCAUUACUCCAGGGGGUGAAUUGUUGUGGAGCCCAGCACUGAAUGUACAAAAUAACAUGCCUGAUUGUACAUUUUCUUUUGACCACGAUGUGCUUUACUGCAUUAAUUCAGGGUUUCCAGUAGUAAUUACAUUAUCUAUAAUCAACAGAACAUGUGGUGCUAUUAGGACUGGGCGAUUUGGCCAAAAAAAUGAUCACAAUUCAUUUUGUCAUAUCGUCCAAUCUCGAUUAUUAUCACGAUUUUUUUUUUAAUUGCCAGUUUCAAGCAUCUGUACUAAAAAGUGAAGAAACUAGAGAUUAGUUCAACAUUUUAUCAAGAUACCAGUGUUGUUUUGAGCCCCUUUUUUUCCACGACGAAGACGUGAUGUCGACGAGCUAAACAUAAGUCUUAGAUGACUAAAAUGUGACGAGACGAAUGUGCAUUUAUGUUGACGAGACUAGAUGAAAACGUUAGUGGUGGACAAUGAUCAGAGUUGCAAAAUUCAUGAGCAUUUCAUCAGUCAAACGCUAAACUUACUUUGUAUGUGGCAGUGUUGUUUUUGUCGACAAUGACCUAACAUACAAAGUAAAAAACAAAGUAAAUUCAAUAAGACAAACUUAGAAAAAUAUAAGAAGAACAUUUUAACUCAACAGUACAACAAAUGUAGAUAAAUACUAAAUAAUUAGGGUGACAAUACGCCCUCUUUUGGGGGGCUGUCUAGCUUUGUCCAGGGAAGUUUAUAAAAUCCUUCAAAUGUCCUCAAUUUUGUACAAAAGUUUUGAUUUUGUGUCACGUGGACUUACUGAGUCAGCGCAUAAAAGACACUCGAUCUGACCCGAAAAACUCUCAGAUUAACCUCGUGUGACUCUGUGACUCCAUCCCUGUGUAGUCGUGUCCUCUUUUUGGGAAGUAAGAAUAUGGUCACCCUAAAAUGAUACAGGGAACUAGUUUACAAUCCGGAGUGUUUUUGCAGGUAUGCAUUACCCAAAAUAAACAAAUGGUCCCCUCAGGGAUAAUGAAGACGCCUUAAAAUGUAAACAUUGGAUGAUGUAAACAUAGAUGAGACGAUCUGCCAUAUUUGAUCAAGUAAACAAGCUCACAGCUGAUCACCGUGAUCGAAUUGAAAUUUAUCACCAUCAUAUAAUCGCCCAGUCCUAGGUGCUAUAUAGAAAUUAUAACGGGGGUUUUACACUUUUCAAGAUAAUCUAGAGGACUAAAAAUAUAAUUUUAUCACUAAAAUAGUGCACCAGAAAUUACGUAUGCAAGGUUAACUUUCCCAAGAAACAGAAUACAUUAAAACAUCACAAUUCACAAAUAUCUCAUCACCCAAUUCCACAAAAUGGAACUUUAAUAAGUAAUUAAUAAAUUGCAGAUUUAAUGAUGAUGUAAUCAAUAGAGGGCAAUCAAUUGAACAACAUCACCAGAAUUGAUGAUUGGUGAAACAAAUGAUUAAUAUUUGUACUAAUAAACAUGACUCUAACUCAGGGCUUGUCUACUGGGCGAUACGUGCUUUUGCAUCUGUCUGGGCAUUAGAAAUCACAUGAGGCAUUGAGCUGAUAAAAGUCUCUUAGUCAGAGGGAUGAAUGGGUGGAAGAGUAUGUGUGUCACUUCUGCAGUCGUGUCCUCAGUUAUCAUGACAGAGGUGUCAGCAGAGGUCUGUUUGUCCUCAAAAACACAUUCCUGCUGUCAGAGAUGAAGAGUCCUCCAUCACUGACGUCACAGUUUGCUCUGAGAAACACAAAAAUAGUACAAAAAUAGCAGACGGGUGGUGUCACAUCCAUUUUUAGACAAAUUCAUUUCCUGCAUUGGAAGCAGUAGCAUUAUAUUUUAUUCUUAAUUUAGUACUUACUCAUAUUUCCUUAUAUACUAGCUUUAUAUAAGGGGACUGCACUGGUCUUACUAAAACAGGGAGAGUAACAUUUGUUGAUGCACAGACACAGCCUGAUUAAGGAGUGACAGCCCUAAAUUUGCACAAACAAUCAGGGCCAGGACUUGAUCCAAAGAUAAUAACAUGAUCAAAGUACUUCAAUAAAUCAUAAUCAUACUUAUUAGAUGUGUGAAAUGGACACUGCUCCAUUCAGCUGUUUUUUAAAUAUUUUGGCCAGAGGUGCAACAAGCUGCAGUUCCUCCGGCAUCCACCAAAGCAAGGCUUCACACUAAUCUUAAAGAGAGCAAAUGUGUGGGCAUUACAAACAGCUGACUGUCUGUAGUUUCUUCCUCUUAGACGUCCCGCUUUACUCGACUUUAAUUGGUCUUUAAGGCAGAAGUAACAUUGACGAGCAGGGUGUUGUUCCAGAUGUUGAUUUAUCUUCAGCUGAUAAAUCAACAGUAGUAAAGGGUGACAUGCUGAAAAAGCUGGGCUGCACUGGUUUUGAAUGAUAAAUGGGAGCUGCCAGCAUAACAAGAAAAAUAAGCUGUAAGUAGAAACAGAGCCUACUUCAUUGAUAAAAGAUGCUUUAUUUCCCCAAAACAGCUGCCCACCACUGCCCACCCCCAACAGUGAAGGUAACUGGAUGGUGUAUGUUGAAUGAACAUAAUCUGCAGGAUGUGUCCACAGCAAUGAAACGUAACCAGUGCAACAGCAUGGCUCAUUGAUGUGUUUUAACAAAUUUGCACAACUGCAGAGCUCUAUGGCAACCAUCUCUGCAGAGAAGGUGGUUGUAGAAGGAAGGGCUUAUGUAACAGAUACACAUGUUCAUAGGAUAUUGUGCAAAGAUACCUGGCUGCAUAACCUUUUAUGAUAGAUUUGAGGCUUGUGAUUUUCAUCAUACUGACCAGGAGGAGAGUAUCUAAAGGUAAAUCCUUGUACAUCAGUCAGGCUUUGUAAAUAUUCAUCUUAUUUAGUGAAGCAGGGUUUGUGGGGUGGAGGCUUUGGCCUUAUAGUUGGAUGCACUUCCCAAUGAGCCGAUUAGUCUUCCAUGCAGGCUGUUAGACCAUACACCUGAUUAGGAUCUGAAUGUAUGAGAAGAGGGCCAGUGCUGUUGCAGGGUGGUCUCCAUGAUGCCCCACUGCUACUCUGUUUGCACAACAAGAUAAGGAUGCUCUUCUCUCCAAAGGUCCCUGUCACAGGACGAGAUUUUGAUUUUUAGUUAUAAGUUAUAAGUUCAGAUCAAAAGUUAUGUAAAUGAGAAAGAUGUGUAUUCAGUUUUGUAGCAUUUGUCACCUUGUUUAGUUGUUUGAGUGGGGUUCUUUUUUUUCAUUUUGAUUUGCACAAGUGCAUAAAUAGUUAAUGUCUCUCUCAGUCUGCAUUUUUCUGCUGUAGUUGCAUUGAUUGUUUGGCUUAGUUCAAAUAUUUGAUAUAGCUAAUUCACCUGAAUCACCCUUACACUGGCACUUACUUGCUGGCAUGAUAUGAAUCACUCAUAAGUUCAGUCGUGACUUUUACUGGCACUGACCUCUGAAACAGUUGCAGCAUAUCAGUUUCCCUGUUUAGUUUCUGGUAACAUUGAACAGUUGGUAUCUAACAUGUCUGUAAAUGGUCAUUUAAGUACAAAAGAGGACUUGGACAAAGCCGUGCUAGCUGUUACCCUCAGCUUCCAAUCAUUAUUGUGUGUUGAAUACUAACAACUUAGGGUAUCCACUGUCUGACUAAUGAGACAGACUUACUUUCUGACUUCUGCUUAGAGCUGUCAGCAUUAAGAACUUUGGAUUACAGUCUGAAAUAAAUUUGAUGACAUUUUAAAACCUGUGCUAUUUUACUUCACUCCUGACAGACAGUGUUUAUGCCCCAUAAAUGGCACAUUUGAUUUACCACCUAUGAGCUAAGCACAUAAGUGCAGCCACUGGGACUGAUGUCAGUGGGGCAUUGCAUCACAAGAGCCAGCAGGACACUAUAUCGGAGUGUGAGAAUCUCCACAGACGCGGGGAUUGGGUCGUUGGGAAGUCCUCAGGUUAGAGCAGGUUAGCAUAUUAACGUGAUUCCGUGAACAUUAUCUAGCCUUGUCUAAUGGGACAGUUUGCAGCCAGACUGAGAACACUACUUUUUUGAGCUUCUGCUGUAUGGAAAGUCGGCCACAGGUGGCCCAUUGAUGCUGAGUUGCAUGCAUGCUGCUAGUUGGUCUUGUAGCAUGUUCCUCAGGUCUGUCUUUACCUACUCAUAAAAGCAAUUAAAAGUGUGGUGGUGUCAUGUAAUGUAGAAGCUUUGAGCCUCUGCUACAGUUAAUACAGUAAUGAUGUUAGCUGUAACCUAGGUCAUGCUCAUGCUCAUGCUCAUGCAGUAUGUUGUUCCUCGAACGUGUUCCAGUUAAGAGUUACUUGGACUGAGGAUACACAAGCCUCCUGCUCAGUCGUUAACAAGGAGAUUUCGUGAAAUUGAGAGAAACUGUAAUGUCAUCUGAAAAAACAUGUAAGGGCAAAAAUUUGUAUCAUUAAAGUUUAAUGCUACAGCCACUAACAUUGCAUUAUUAACACUGACAUUGCUACAAUAGAUCCGGAUAUGAAGUUGAGACUCCAGUGUUGGUUUUUCAAAAUUAUUUGUAGAGCAGUGUCACAUUUCAUCAGUACAAUUCUACACUUCUAUCAUGGUCUGUAAAUGUACGCGAAUAACGACUGUAUGUUUAUAUGAAUCCAUUCAUACAAUAUGAUUUGCAUUUGGAAAAAAAACACUAAAUAAAGAUUAUAAUUCUUAAGGCAUGGCAGCUGAUAUUUUGGUCCUUUACAUGUAGCAGAAACUCUGCUGCCAUCAUUGUCAUCCCUUACAAUUCAUCGCACAUAUUUGCAAGGAGCACAUAAUGAUGUGAUGUGAACUUUUUUAGCACAGCCCUAGUGCAGUAUGAAGCUGGCAUGUGGAUAAGAAUAGUCAUCGCACCUCUUAAUGAGCAGCGUGUCUCUCUUUCACUCUGCACGUGACUCACCUGUUGCAGGGACAAUAAUAGAACCAUCCAUGGCUGUUUGAAUCCACAUACUCUGUCAAUGGCAUCAGUGGUUGGAUCCUCACACCCACCUAGCAUGCACCUGUAAAGCUGUUCCCUGUUGCUCAUUUAUUAGAGUCAAGGCUGCUUGAAAGCACGAUUUCCAUCACAGUAAACAUAAUCUCCAGUUUUGAGCAGUUUACAUCUAUUUUCUAAGAUUACGACAACAAACGUUUACCUUGUGAUUUGAAACUUUGCAUACAUCUAGUAUGGACACCGAAGUUCGUAACCUUUUGCAGUUUUUGUCACACAUUGAGCACAAAUUGUUUAUUAAGGUGGACAUUGUGCAAAAUCUUCAAUAAGUCUCCAUGAACAUUUCUCAGUUCUUUGUGUCUUAAACCUUUCCAAAUUGAGUAGACACUUAAAAUGUCAGUAAUUUCUGGAGUUUUCAGACUCUGUUGUCUGUACAGUAUUUUUAGCUCUUCUCUUGUCUUUGAAUUAAGUCCUGGAGAUGUCUGUGCUGUGGCUGAGGGAAACAGAUGAGCCUUUUGUCUCUGUGGAUUCUCCUCUCUGUUUUCAGUUGUGAGGCUUUGCAUAGAUUAGUUAAGCCUCUGCUGCUGUAGUCUCCAAAGUGCUGGCUGCUAUUUGUAUGAGUGAGUGUACCCUUUUACCCUUUGGUAGCUGCCUCAGAGGUGAUAUUGAUCAUGGUUCAAGUAAGGAUAAUGACAAUUUUACCUGCACAUACUUAUGCAGUACCACUGAAAAGAGAGAAACAGGUGCUGCAGUCAGUGCAAAUGUUUUGUUGAAAGCUACAAUGUAAAACUAAACUGCUUUUAUCUGUUAAAAUUUGAACAUAAUCCACCUACGCACAUUCAUUUAUUCAUAUAUUUUAGUGCUAUCAAAUGAUUAAUUGCAUUAGUUAAAUUAAUUAGAUACAUUUUGAUUAAUCAUGAUUAAAUAUCUUUCUUUUUAAUCUAUAUUAAUUGUGUUUUAUUCUGCUCUAAAGAUGGAUUGAUUGGGAUCAUUUUUUAUGAUAGAUCAUGAUAGAUUUUAAUUUUGACAGCCCUAAUUUAAUUAUUUAUUUUUCCCUUUAUUUAGUGAUGCAGAACAACAAAAACAAUACAAGAUACGUGAGAGACACAACACAAUGUUUCGAGAUAAGGGUUUCCGAGGGGCGGUCCAAGAGUGAGUGUAUGUGGGGGUGGGGGUAGGAUGUUGUUUAUAUGUGCUGGAGUGAAUGGAAGUAUGUGUGGGAUGAUUCAAUGUGCAUUGGUCUGUAUGAGGAGCAGCGAAGGGGUGAUGUUUUAGUGAUAUCUAAGGACAGAGAUGUGUAUUUGUACAAAUAUAUAAAGGAUGAGAUGUGUUUGAUUGUGAGAUCGAUGAGAUUUGUCUAAGCUUUAAAUGACAUGUGAACGUGUAUGGAUGAUGAGUGUUGAUACAGAAGAAAUGAACAAACCAAAAAUUAUUUAUGGUAAUAAUGAAUGAAAAGGGGAGAGGUCAGAGUAGAGUGGAGAAAUAGAAAUAAAUGAAAUGACAAGACACAAGGUAGACAGAAAAGAAAGAAAAAGAGAAGAAAAAAACAAAACAAAAGAGAGCUUCUUUUUUCAUAUCUAUCUUCCACAUGUCUGUUUUCCCCCCUUUCUUCCCAUCCCCUUUUUAUCAUUUCCUUUAUUUUUCCUUUCUUUUGUGGGGUGGAGGUAAGCAUUCAUCAGUCGCCACAGACUCUGCAGAGUGAGCUUGCUGAUGUGGCCACCUCCUGAGUGUUUCUCAUCCCACGCAACCCCCUGACCUACUAGAAAAGAGUCUGUUUAAGAAGGCUGGGAUUUAUAAGUUUAUCUUCUUGAUUUUCAAUAUCUAUUGAUUUUUUUUACUGUAUUAAAAGUAAAAAGAAAAAACAAUAAUAACACUUCUAUUUUUUUCUACAAUUUCGCUUGCAUGUUUGUCAUACAAAUUAAACAGUAUGUCUGAAUUCUGAAGAUAUUAGAUUUUGGGAAAUUGUGUUGACACAUUAUAGCUAUAGUCUUAAAAAAGUGCGUUAUUACUGCUGAGUAGUAUCUCUUGGUAUUACUAGUCCCCUCUUGUUUGUUUAGGGUUUGUACUGUGUCUAACAUUCACUGCUGGAACACCACAAUCAUUGGUUCAGGUUUAAUCUGCCCGUUUAUCUAAUGUUAAAAAAUACCAGUAAACACUUAUGAAUAGUAGGAGCUCUAAUCUCAACAUUAGAUACUGUGCUGUGUAGAAAAGUCGCAUUCUUCCAUAUUUCACAUCAUCUCUGCAUGUCUCCGUUUGACAUGUCAGCCUGAGACUAACUGUCCACCCUGGACUUCUGCAUCUGUGCGGUGACUCACCCCUCUGAUGAUGUCACACCUCCUCAGUUGCCAUGGCAGUUGUCCUGGCAACCAGCGUCUGUGCUCUGUAUGGCAGAGACCUGAGUGACUGUGAUGGUGAAGCUAAAAGGGUUAAUAUUGAUGGCUGGGAGCUAAUUAUUUUGUCCUGCAGCAUAAGCAGCACUUUCAGAGGCGCUGCAGUAUUCAUUAUUUUCGGCUUGUUUGGUUUUAUACUCUGAUGUCUUUUGCUUAAAUGCGAAAACGCUGUGGAGAAAGACAAGAGCUGCACUGUCACUCCAGGACAACAAGUGCAACAGAUACUCCCCGUGGUGAAGCACAUGCAGUGGUGCCAUGUUUCACAGCAAGAGGAGUGUGGGAGAAAGAUGGAGGAAAAACCCAGCCUCUUUGUGUCCGACAAAAAGAUCUUUUUAAUGUUUUUUGUUACAUAAAUUAUAGCUUUUGAAUAUUGUCACCAAUACAAGAAGACUGUGCUAACUUCUUAUGUGACUUCGCUGUUUUAUAUGAAAUGUUACUAUUGAAAAACGAAACCUUUUAGUCAACCUUUUAAUGUGGGCUUUUUUAAAGCUUCUAACAUCAGACCUUGCAAAGAAAUAUAAGGAAAACUACUUCACUCUGACAGCACAUUUGACAUGCUUAUGGCAGGAGCUGACGAUUUCGUUGUAUAGGCUUCACUCUCAUCACUGUUCACUAGAUGUUACAUGCAGAAAUUAAAGGAGAGAUGAGACAACAUCAUAUAUUUUGGUGGAUAGAGCUGAGAUUUCAAUCCCAGCACUAGCAAUGACAGACUAAAGGGGGGGGCCAGAAAAUUUUCACUUGAACUCAGAGGAUACAUUUGUUUGAUUUUGGAUAGCGAUGCAUGUCAAGUCUGAAGUCAGUGUAGCUUGACUCAAGGUAUAUUUGUGCCUCUAACUUGUUAAACUAUACUGAUAAUUAUCAACUGCUUAUGCAAGAACGAAGUCAUCAUUAUUACUUCAACUUGCUGAAUUUCUUAGUAGGUGUGAUCGUGGUGAGUUGUUUUUACUAUGUGGGCUAUCUUUCUUGAUUAAAAAAAAUUAAAACAAAUCUUAAACUGCCAAAAAAUGCUUUCAACAGCAUUGUUUCACCUUAACGUCAAACAACAACUACUACACUGAACAUUGUGUCCAGGUGUGUGUUUGCAGGCCUGUAUAGAUCUAAAUGAUUUUUGGCACACAGUGUGUGUGUGCAUGGACACUUAAUGCAAUAACUGGAUUGAAUUGUGGUUUUGUAAAAUUUACAAAAAUGCUAAUCAAAAUUUUCUUCAUCACUUCCUUCACUGCUGUCAUUCACAAACCCACCCCUCCUCUCUUGUUCACUUCCUGAAGAGACUAACAUACACAACAACAACACGGCUGUUCAUGUGAAUCAAGAGUUUAUUCCCUAUGAAAUGUGGUUAAAAACUACAUUUUCUUGGACAACACGCAGAUAUUAAAGUUACAAGACUGGCAAACCAGAGGCAUGGCUGAGUUGACUGAUAGGUAGGCAGCAUGUUGCUAUGGAGGCGUGCCAUUGGUAGGUUGACCAGAAGUGAAGUUGAGUCAGCAUUUCCAGUAUUGUGACCAGUACCCAAAGGCUAUAAAACUCUGCUUCACAAAUCAUCACCAACACUACAUCCAUGUAUUAAACGGUCUAAGGUUGAUGCCCAGUAGCUCCACAGGGUGCUUUCACAACCCACUGACUUUCAUUGAUUUCUUACAUUGAGGGCCAGCCUGAGACUUAGAAGAACAUUUUCAACACAGUGUCUUAAGGAGGAGGGGAAAUGUGUUUGGAAUUAUAUCCAGAAAAAAAAAAAAAAAUUAAAAUGUAUUUUGUGUUUCAUAUGUGUCUCUUCAGGCUCUCAUCUGUGCCCACGAAGUUUAGACUGUGCCCGAGCAGGACGACAUUUCUGUCAGCCGGGCAGCUCACACUGUGGGCCCUGCCUCCACCCUCUGGUGGAAAACUCCCACGGUCACUGUGUGGUGAAGAGGAGGCACACCUCUCACUCUGCUGCUAAGUCUGUUAAAGGUAGGUGCUAUGCUAAAUAAAUGUAAGGUGUAAUCAUGUGGCAGUAAAACUAAAACAUAGAACCAAAUAAAGAGUCAUCAGAGAGCUUCCAGCCACACAUUAGGUUUGACACCGAGUCACCGAAUGAUCCGUGUUCUUCCUCUCUGUGCUCUUUAUCUCCACAUGAGUCAUGUUCCCCACUAAAGGUCGACUACAGACACUCUCGGUGAGUGUAACACCAGAAACAGCCCCCAGUUAGCGGAGUGUGUCAGAGUUAAUGAUCCCUGCGACUCUGUUUCAUGUCCUACUCCUCCAGGACUUUAAAGACAUGAGGAUAAGAUGGUGAUGAAUGAGGGAGGAAUCGGACGGAGCUGCUUUGUCGGAAAACAGGAAAAAAUAUUCAGCAACAAAUGUCCUUGAUUAAAUUUAUCAGGAAACAAUGACGCUGUUUGUAGAUGUGACAAUUUGUGUACGUCACGUCUUGUUUAGUCUAUUUUUAACAUAGAUUGUAUAUAGAAUGGACGUCAUCUGCCUCCUGAACAGCACCCCCUGGUGACUGGUUGCAGUAUAGGUCAUAAACCCCGCCUCCUUGAGCUAAAUUAUAAAAAUGUAAUUGUUCCUGAAUUACAGCUGGUAUCUAAAAGUAAUUGUUAUCCUAAACUCUGGAAUUUUCUGACAGUGUAUCUCAGAUUAGCGUAAUCUGUAUCCUCUUAAAACUUUCUGGAUUCUCUACCUGCUAUUUGAUUUAUUGUCGUUUCAUUAUAUUGCUGUUAUUUCACAUGGUGUUUUAAUUAUUUUUACCUCUUUCAUUUUAAUAUCUGCCUGGCUCUGAAGGCACUUAAUAGAUGAAGUUUGUUAUUAUUGUAAUAAUAAUAAUAAUAAUAAUAAUAAUUAUUGUUGUUGUUGUUGUUGUUGUUGUUAUUAUUAUUAUAUACUUCUAUUAUUAUUACUAUUAUUAUUAUUAUUAAUAAAAUAUGUUAUUAAUGAGUUACAAGCCAAGAAAAUUUCAAGAGAAUAAUUCACUUAUUUUAGGCAAAUUAUAGUAUCACAGUAACAGAAAAAAGUGGUGCCAGCUUUGAGUGUAAUGUUAUUAAAGGCCAGUAAAAUGUAAGCAGUCAGUGAGCUUUCAAAGCAAUCGUGUGUAAUAUUUUACACUGGUUUCAAGCUGAGUCUUAACAUAGGCCCUCACUCUGGCAGAUUCUGAUAUUUCCCGGAACCUGAAUGGUUUUUACUGGGUACCACAUUCACUGCCCCACAGCCCCAAAUCUUCAGCAGAGCAUCAAAUCUUGAUUAAUCUAAGUUAGGACUCUUCAUUCUGCAGUCUUCCUCUCUCCUUUCACUUACUUCAUAGCCGUCCUCAAAUCUGAGGCUUCAUACAAACCAUGUCCAGGUUCUAUUUCUCUUCAUCCUCCUUCUCCUUCUCUCUGUCUCUCCUUCCUGUUUCCAUGGUGACGUCUCAGAUUCAUGACUCUGAGGAAAACCCAUUCCACCAACGACAUCCUCCUCCUCCUACUCCUCCUCCUCUUUCUUGCUGUCUUUUGCUGCCAUAAGCCUACACUCUGAGCAGCUGGGUUUGACAUCAGAGCUCUAAGCCAACCUCCAACACACAUGCACGCACACACACACACACACACACACACACACACACACACACACACACACACACACACACACACACACACACACACACAACACACAAUGUUGAUACACACACAAAGAGUGCACAACCUUUUCCUCGCCCACUCACUGUAAAUAGUGUUAUAUUAAUUUUUGGAAACCACACAUUUACACCCACAUCCAUCCCUCACGUUUAUCCUUCAGCUCUCCCUCUCACACACUAACACACACACGCACUGCGUCACUGGGACUUCCUUAUACUCAUCAGCAUGAUGAACUCUGGGUAGUGUGAUGUUGCUCUGCAAUGCAGCAGGAUCACAGCAGGUGGAGGGAUGUGGACAGGCAUGAAAAAAAUCAGGACUGCAGUUAUUUUUCACGCCACAAGAGGAAAGUGUUUUUUUAUUUUUCGAAAGACCUGACCUUAGUGGGAUGAAAAAGGCAUUUAACAGAAGAGCUGCAAAGCAUCCCCCUAACCACCCAUCCAUCCAUAAUUUAACCUUACUCCAGGGAGCAAGAACCUGUUCCUGGAGGCUUGCACUCGGCCAGAGGUGGAGCCCACUGUGGACAUGUUGCCAGCCUUUCUGACAUUUAAGAAAAAUAGAAAUGACCUCUGUUAGACAGAGCUGAUGAGAGCUUUACUUCAUAACAAAACAGUUGAGUACUUUGCAGAGAUGUAACAAUUCAUUUAACUCGUGAUACUCUAAGUAUAUUAACGUAAUGUCAACAAAUAUCAAUUUAAUGUGUUCGUCCUGCUAAAACUGGACUUUUAAGAUAAAUGUAAUCAUAUUCGUCUGACUUAAACUGCACCGAGUUGAAUUUCUCUAAGUUAAAAGUUAAAAUCACUACCAAAAAUACACAGUCCAGGAACAGUUUCAUGCAUUUGAACAGCAUUUCAGGAUGGGGUAAAUGACAGUGGUGUAUCUUGCAGUCAGACAACCGUGGAAGCUCCAAAUCUUUUGGCUUCAGUUUAUGAAUUAAAAUGAUUUGGAGCUUUUCUUGUCUUAUACUUUCAGCUGCAUCACUUACUGUUGUGAUGGAUUCUGUGUGAGGAGUUCUGGUUUUUGUGUCCCUGCAGGGAAGGCGAGCACCUACCCAGAGCUGGACGAGGAGAUCGACUUCCUCUCUGCCAUCAUCAGCGAACAGAGAACUGAAUCCAGGCUGCCAGGUAAAUAAAAGACCACUUCUAUUGACACCCUUGUGAAUUAGACACAGCACCCUGCUGACUGAAUUGCUUUUCACUCUUAUCUUAUCUAGCUCCACCUGUUCAGGAUGCUCCUAAACCGGAGUCAAAGCAGCCCAGUGAGCCUGGUCCUGUCCAGAACACACCCACGGCAGAAGUGCAACCAGCUGCAACCCAGAGCGACCAGCUCACCAGCGUGCGCACCACCACCGCUACCACCCUUUCAAACUACACCCCUGCUCUGCUCAAAGACCCCAUCAUUGUCCCCUACCCCUCAAACGACCAUGCCUUUAUCAGUAAGUCUUUCUGUACAUUUGUGACCUCAAUUUAUGUUCAAGCUUAGGAUGGGAUUCAAACCAAUUUAAUAUUUUAAAUAUUAAACUUUAAGAUUUAAUAUUUAUUUUUUUUAAGCUGUCCCAAAUGCUACAGGAGAGGAUUAGGGCCACUGGGAAAAAAAAAAAAAGGUCCAAUAAAUAUUUUUAAUUUUUUCUUUUUCUUUUGCGAAAAAUGUCAGAAUUUAGAUUUUUUCUAACUCUCAGAAUUCUUCCUUUUUUUCUCAUAAUAAUAGUAAAAAGAUAUAAAUAUUGGACCUUUUUUCCAGUGGCCCUAAUCCUCUCCCGUAAAAUGCAAAAAAGACAUGUUUAUAAACAUCUCAGAGGCUUUGAGAAGCUAUUGAUGUGAGUUGACUUUGGUGGCCCCUAUUGGCAAAGAUUAACAUCUUAUCCUUUUCUGAUCUUGUCCUGUACAUGCCAAGGUAAUAUUCUCUGAAAAAGAAAUCUCCCUUUGCUUCAUUUUAUUAAUAAAUUUUUUUAUACUUACUGAGAAUAUUUUCAUGGUGUACUGUCAGUCAUCUGGUUUGAGAAGAACACUCCAAGGAGCACACAAAAUCAGCAUGAUAACUAUAACAAACUUAUGGAGUUGUCUCUUGAUUUUGUAACCUCUUGAGUCCAGCUGCUUUGAAAUAAGUCUAGAUACACUGAGACAGAGCAAAAUGUAGAACUGAUGGAAUACUAUGUUAUGUUACUGUCUCAUUAACGUGUCCUAUAGCCUCAGUAAAGUAAAAAUAAAUAAAAAUAAUAAUGAAAAUAAUGCAUCAGAUUUCAUGUAGCGCUUUACCAGAGACCCUCAAAGCGCUUUACGUUGGAUAACACUUUUGCUGCCUUGCCUCAGUUGUAUAAUAGAGUCCUUAUUCUCUCUACAUUUGAGCUCAUUCAGUUCCUUUCUCAUUGAUAGUAAUUCAAGAGUGAGAAAACUAAAAGGGUUAAAACGUAAACGUUUAUGAAUGAAUAACGUGCACUGUUGUUUCAUCAGUUACCUCAGAAAGGAGGGAUUAACCCAUGCAACCACUCGGAUUCUACCAAUACUGUUUUCAGCAUGUCUUGUUGUGAUUUUGGUAUUUUGCUUCGAGGCCAGACCGUGAUCAAUUGAUUUUGUCACCUACGCAGUCACACAAGUACACACAUUGUUAGUUACUGGUUCCCACAGGGUGUUUUCCAUGAGCUGUAGAUUGGGAAAAACCAUCCUGGGAAAUACCAUGAUCUCAUCUCAAGGCAAAGAAAGACACCUUAACAUAAACGUGUCAUUUUUAAUAAAGGAAAUAAGAAUCAUGGAAGACUUAAAUGUUGAAAGGACAUUAAUGAUGUCUAAGUUCAGUUUUAUGAAAACUUUUUCUCAAGAGUUGCCACCACAUGCUUUGGAAAAUCUUGGGACUGGCCUCUGAUUCAUAUCGCUGUUGGACAGAACAGAGCUCAAGCGCAUCUGUGGAUCAGUUCCGCCAUGCUGCAUUUCUGCUCUCAAUGCUUUUAUUUGUUGUCACUGUGGGAUGUGACCAAGGAGCAAAACUGACUCCUGGUUAUUUUCAGCAUCUCCUCUCUCUGCCUCAGACUUAGUCCUGGACUUUCAGUCAAGGAUCAUGUCUUCGAUUGACAUCUACAGAUCUGUUCAGUAUUCUCUCCCGCUAACCAUCUGUAUGUAUUUCUUUUCAGUAAUGAGCAGCGUCUUCAUCAUGGCCGGCUCAAUGGCUCUGAUCGUUGCUGGGGCAUGUUGGCUCAGGUAAGACAGAAAUUUCACCCUUUUUAACUUGAAUGCAUGUUAUGUCAUCUCCCUCUCUUUCAAGACUCAAAGAUGAAGUCUGUAGAUUUACGUUUUUUCUUGAUAACUAGAGGUAUUCAGAUAAAAUACACAGUUAAUAUCAGAAUCAGUAGUGUUGGCAAGGUAUGUGCACAAUAAGGAGUAAUCUCUGUUUAUUGAUUCUGCAUAAAAACAAGGAAUAAUUAGUAGGUAUGGAUCUGAAUUUAAAUAUGAGAAGUCUUAGUCUGAGUAUUAUAACUCUCAAAAACUACAAAUGUAGUAAACUACCCUACAAAAACUCUCAUUCGGUUGACUUUUGACAGUCAAAUCUAUCAUUUAUUGUGAAUAUUUUAUGUGUGAAUUGUUGAAACGAUUUACAGCUCGGCUAAAAAAUACCCUCCCACACCGGUAUAAGGCAUUAAAGCUAAAAUAUAAAAACUGUCAGUCUUGUUCCCAGUGGUCUUGGUUUGCUCUAGUUUAUUAAAAAAAGACAAUAAUAUGAAUUAUAAUAUGAAUUUCAGCCUGUUUUAUUAACAUCAAGAAACUCCUCACAGGAGCUUUAAGCUAUCAGACUCAUCAUAUAUACAUAGGCUUUAUACCAGUAAUGAUAUAUGUUUACUUUGUAUGAAUAUAGUUUCAAAGUGAGUCUACUAUUCACCAGUGUGAAUCAUGAAUCAGAUGUCAAAUAAUAUUUUACAACACUUUUUUUUUUUACAUCUAAUGAACUUUUUGAAAAUUGUUUUAUUUGUUUUCCAGAUUGCAGAAUAGUGUGCGUCUGACUCAGAAGGUGGACUACCCGGUUUACGGACUGAUGAGAGCCCAAACCUUUGACAACAUGGUAAGUAAUGCAUCUCUAUGUUACAAAUUAAACAAAGUCACACGGGGUAAAUAAGCAGAUGGAGAAGUUCUUUAAGAUUUCUUUAAUUUUGCUGCAGAUUGAACAACACUCUUUGAUGUGAGUUAUCACAUAAGGACAAACUUGGUUCUUAAUUUAGCAAUAUAACCUGUUGUUACUUCUCAUGCUCACAAAGACCCCUUUACAGCUUGUUCUGCUGCCCCCAAGUGGUUAAAUACAUUUAUACAGCUUUAGAUACGUUGAGUAACUUUUCAGAACGAUUUUCAUGAGUUAUGGCUGGAAAGUGUUAACUUUUUAAAAAUUGGAGUAACUUCAAUAACAUUUAGAAAAUAAACCUACUGAUUUUUGUUAUGUCUGCACAUCAAUGAUCAGACGUUUUUGUGAGAAUUUAAUAAGAAACUCUUUUAGUUCACUAAAAGAUGCUGUUAAAGGUAUGCUUUGACGAAUCAUCAUCUUUUUUAAUCUUCCACUAAAAUUUUUAAAGAAAGAAAGUACAGAAAGAAGACAAAAAAGACUGCGUUGACGAGAGAGGAGGAUGAAAUAGGAGAAGAUAGAUGCAACAAAAUCUCCAGGCAUUGUGAAUAUUUAUGAUUUUGUGAAGAGACAGAAAGGUGGUGAAGUAGCUUUUAUAAAGUACCAGUUGUCUGUUUUAUGUUUUCUACUGUUGUGUUUGUGUUGUUUUUACAUGUUAUAGUGAUAUAAACACACAAACAGUCACCAUGUCUUAACCCCCCAACUGCUUUAUGUACACCCUAAACCUAACAAGACCAAAAGGAAAAAUGUAGAAAAUUGUAGAAAAUGUGUGUUCUUUAAAACAUGCUCCUGAAUAAAAACCUGGUUUUAAUACUAGAAAAUAAAGUCACCUGGGUCAACCCCAAAAAGGCAAACGUGGCUGUCCUUUGAGCAGCACGUGCAGAGUGGACACAUGCUGUCGGACUGAAUGUCGGCUAAACAAUGUGACCUGAUGUGGAUGUUUGCCUCUGAGGUUCUCAUACCUCCUCUUCCUCUUGGUCCAUUACAGCCCGGGGACAAGAAGCUGGCCCACAGCGCUCAGAUGUACCACUACCAGCAUCAGAAGCAGCAAAUGCUUUCCCUGGAAAAGUGAGUCAUCCUCUCACACACUCAUCUUUUUUAAGGGGCACGUGUUUGUCCUGUCCCUCAUGCCCUCCCUGCCUCCAAAUGUCUCGCUGUCCUUUGAAUAUAAACUGUGUGUGUGUGGCUUCUGCAGACACAGGGACGAGCCCAAAGUUCCUGACUCAGGAGCAUCGACAGACGAAGAGAAUGACGACGGAGAUUUCACAGUGUAUGAGUGUCCUGGGUUGGCACCGGUAAGAAAAACCUGUAUUGAGAAUCACUGAGAAUGACUCAUUUAAGUGAAGUAUGGAUGUGGAGUUUAAAGAACCAACUGUGGCUUUAGACAUUUCCACAGUUUUUUCGGCAGUGUAAAAUGUAAAAUCUGUUCUUUAGGUAACAGUAUACAAGUGGCCGUACCUGAGAGUCAGAGUCCAAAGCAGACCAAACUAAUGGGGUGGUCUUGCCAUUUUUUUCUGCUAUUGGAGGCGUGUUUUCUGGCUCGACAAAAUCAACCCAUACAUCUACAUCCUUUUUUUUCUUUAAUAUUAAUGGAUUUAAACAUUAACCGAUAGACUGUAUAUAGAAUGGACAGCGUCCAGUAAUUGGGCCCAGCUCUGGUUAAAUGCAUAAUGUUUUGAUGCUGUAUUAAGCAUAUUUCUUAUGCUUUGGGUUUUGAAUAGACACACAAGUAAACUACAAGCAGAAUAAAGCAACCCAAAUGGAGAUAUUGUUUUCCCAAUGAUAGAGUAUGUUCCUUAAUGUAUUUCUCAUCUCUGUUUCUCUGCAGACAGGGGAGAUGGAGGUGAAGAACCCACUGUUUGACGACUCCACCCUUUACUUUCAGACAUUCCCAAAGUAAACUCACACUGAGAUGUUUCCCAAUCCAAAUGCAGCACCUGUGUGUAACAGCAGUUAAAAUUACACACAUUAUACACUGUACACAUUUGAUCCUGUGCUCAGUGUCCAGCCUUUAAAAUGGAUGGGAUGAAGAGUGUGAGGUCCAUGUUGGGAGGAAGAGGACAUUGACGGGCUUGUUUCUGGUUUGAAGAGCGACUGAAUCUGGGAACAAUGUCCCACUUUUUCAGCCACAUCCUCUUCUCUUUAAUUUAAUCUCUCUUUUUCCCCAUUUUUAUGACUUAGUUCUUUCUUUUUUUAUUUUGACAGGACUUCUGUCUGGUAACACUCUCACUAAGAAACACAGGAUAUCAAAAUCAAAUGAAUUUUAUUAGUUUAUUACACUUUAUCUUCCGUAAACCUCUCCUAAUUUGCUGCAGAAAUAUAAUUUUAAAAUCUCCUGACCUCCAUGCAGCACCACGCUCUUUAUCAGUAUGUUAUGUAGCCUUUGUGUUUUCUCAAUCUCGUUCCUCUAUGCAUGAAUUGAUGAUGCUGUGCUAUGAAGCCUGAGAGUCAAUAUGCAUUUUAAAAGUUUUACAAGUUUCUUGUGCAAACUUGCUAUGAUUAUAUAUAUUUAUAUAUGAAUAUAUAUGAGCUAAAUGAUUUCAAAGGAAUUAGAAACCUCUUUACGUAGACCUCUGAAACAGAGUGAGCCCCUCCUGUACAUACAUGAUCUGACUAACAUGGCUUGUCCUCAUGGUUUGUGAUGUGUAAAUAGCUGCUGAUGUGUUGUACAGGGCAGAGAUGUUACCUCUCACUCAGUGUGUUUGUCAGUGAGUGCUGUGUCACAUACUCUACUGUUGUUUGUUUCCUUAUCGUAAAUUAUUUAUCUGCACAUGUGGAAAGGACAGUUAAUGUCUGGGAUUUUAGAGGUUUUCAAAAGCUUAUUUGAUAUAUAUUUGUAAUUGUGCAGAAGGGGUUUUAAUUGAAUUUUAUAAAGGGAAAAGCAGAGAGUAUCUGUGAAUCAUCCUAAUCGUCAUAACAAGGUCACCGGCAAUGUUUAAACCCUACCAAAUUUUUAAAGGUUCCAUGUAAUGAAAAACAUAUUUAUUGUCUACACACUUAAGUCAUCCUCCAGCAUAGUAACCCUGAGAGUAUGGAAGCAAAGACGCCUCUGCAUUGUAUCUAUAGUACUACUACUGAGAAACAUAUCUUGUGAGGCCUUAGUUGGACGAGCACUGCCCCAGUAAAAGUGGAAAAGCCAUUUCUUUGCAUUUUUAAAAACAUCAUCAGUCUUACUCAAAUGUUCUGAAAAUAUUCUAUGUACAAACAGAUCUACUAAAACCACUGGGAUAUGCGUGUCAGGCCAGAAGCUGGAGGCAUAACAGACGAUUUGACUGGCAGCUUAUCAGCGUGUGCAGAUAUAGCUGUGAAUUUACUGUUGUCUGAGUUUACACAUUGAUAGAAGGGAUGAAUGUCUGUAAAAGAUUAAAGGGUCUGGUUUUUAAGUUUGCAUUUAAAGUUUCCCAAAACAUAGCUUACAUUUAAAGGAUCAGUCAAAAUAGAUUUCCAUGUAAACAGUCUCCAAGAGAUGAUUUGAAUUUGCUCCUGUGGUGAUGUAACAACAGGAGGGAUCUGCAAUGGCAUGCAGUUAAACAAAAAGGCCAAAAGGUGGAAUUGAAUUCAAUUUUGAAUACACUUCUCUGAGAUAUAAUGUUGUAACUGUGACAUGAUCCAGAUCAGACUCUGGAUCAUGUGUGUCUUGUGUAAACCACCGGUGUUGGUUCUUCUCAAGUGCUUGGCAUUUUUAUUUUGGUGCUUUUCUGCUACUACAUUUGUCAGUACUAGGCUGCCCCCUCUGCGGACAACAUUCAGUCAGCCAACCACCGCAGUGCCUCAUUAUCAGUAUUUUUGCCCCCUAAGAUCACUGCACAGAUUCAGAUCCAAGACCCGCGUUAUUUAAUGUGUUGACGUCAGACGCCUGCUGGCCAAAUGACCAAUCAAUGUAAAUCACCGAGACACACAUUAUUUUAAGUGAACUCGAAACUUUGCUUAAAUGAAAACAAAAAAAACUUGACCAAACUGGAAAAUAUGAGUACAAACUUUAUUACAUCAAGAUGUCCUCAAGGUCAGAACCUCAAAAUAAUUGAAAGAUGUAUUUGAAGAAAUAAAAGAUAUUUUGCCAUAGAACUAUUAAAGAAUAUAUUUAUACUACGUCACACUAUGGUAACAUCAACAACAUUGAAUCUAUGACUGUUAAUCAUUUUAUCAUUAUUGUGUAUUUACAUGAUAAAACAAAAAGUAUUGUGAUAAAUUUCACAGUCAGAUUCAGAGACUGUUUAUAAGAAGUAGAAACAGCAGUAACAGACUGGUGCAGGUUGUAAGAAGAAAUAUAAUCAUAAACCAGUCUGUGAGAGUUUUCCACUCCCUCUACUGUCCCAUCUCUCUCAGUAAAGGAAUAUUAUGCCAAGAAGAAACAUGCAAAUCUAUAUUGGGGCAUUUUCCUUGAAAUAUCACAAUUUAAUCAUGAAUAUAUAUAUUAUUGUAGGCCUGAAAUGUAGUCAGAUGAUGUAUUUAAGCUGCACCAAAGCCACCCACCAGCUGACGGAUGCCAUAUUUCAGUGAGGAGCAAUUUAUCAGUAUUUUGAUCUGGGAAAUGGAGAUACAAUUGUAUGUAGGCUGUGUCUAGUUAAACGGACUUUUUACCCCUUGACUGGAGCGAUGAGUAACCAGCACAGGCUUGUGGACGUAAACUUGCAAGGAGGACUGAAGGCUGGUGGUUCUAGCUCUGCUAAAAUAAGCCACAUUCAGUGAAACAAUUUAACCCCAUUAACCUGUAUGGAGUCCAACCAUUCUGUGAUCCUUUUUACAGUUAAAUUGAGCUCAAUUUCCAUUGUUUUCUGUGAGUUUCUGACCUCUAAACUCACUUAAUUAGGGAAUUAACACAUUUUAGUUGAAAUGACGAGGACAUUAGUUCCAUCUAGUGGCAACAGUCAAAAUUUUAAACUUCAGGCCAAAAAAGUAAAGGAUGAUGACACGGUGCUCUGCUCACUUUUCGUAUACAGUUUACCGAUCGAUUUUGUAAUAAAACCAUGGUUAAAAGAAAACAAUCGUAACUUUUGAUAGAAUUGCCAUGAUACAGUUAUUUUUCAACCACUGUAAAAAUAGAGGUUAUAUAAAAAGAACCUUUUUGACUUGCCAAAAAGAAUAACGCAGUUAAAUUGCAAGUCAUACCAAAGCAAAAAUUAUGAAUAAAGAAGGUUUAUGUUUAUUAUAUAUCAUAAUAUUUUAAAGAUCCUAAUUAAAAGAGUUUAUUCUUCCAUAAGAUACCUAUGGCCUGUGUGUAAUACAAGAAGUUUAUCUAUUAUGACUUUCACAUUAGUCAUUUGGUGGCCCUUCUUGGAGACAUCAACAUAAUGAAUAUUAAAAAAACAAAUUCCUAAUAUUGAUGGAAUCACCCUCAAUGGAUAUUCUCUGCUUUUCCCUUUACUUGAGCUGCUAUCAAUAAACAAUCUCACCUGGCCAAAAUAUUCCACACCUGGGCGUCAACAAGCCGUCCUUCUGUCAAAUUGCUGUAUUGCAUAGAUAUUAAAUUACACCCACAGGAUGAUUCUCAGCUUCAGUGAUGGAUGUUUGUAACAGGAACCCUAGAUGUAACUGUGGCCUCUUGCUGUCGUCUCUCAGGAAAGUCACUGUGUGUGGCUCCUCUCUCUUCAGCCCUCUCCCUCUCUCUCUCUCUAUCUCUCUCUGCCUCUCGCUCGCCCACAACGGAGGAGCACAUCAAACUCUACUUGACCUGCACACAUUACACACAAACACACAUGUAAAAAAACAAAAAAAAAAAAUCACCAGGGAGUAUUAACACUGGAGAUGUUGAACUGUGUUGUAAAGACUGUUUGAAUUAAACUCGCUGAGCUCAGAGAACAAAAAUGGGAGACAAAGAGGGAUUUACAGAAAAUAUAACUCGCAUACUGUUUGCCUUUUUUAAUGUGACAUAUCUCUGCUUUCUCUUCACCUGAGCUGAGAGCCGAACACAAACCGAACAGGCUGUCUUGUUGAAGGAACUCUAAAACAACUACCUAGACUAGCUCUCUUUGAUACAGACUGUUUUUAGACUACAUUAUGACUUCUUUAUCGCCCUGUUUGCAUGCAUGAGGAUAUACCACAGCUGAAAUUAAGGAAAUAAAUAUUUAUAUAAUCAUCAGCAAA
This is a messenger RNA of Xyrichtys novacula (pearly razorfish), 21990 nucleotides long. The record is from the annotation of a GenBank genome assembly. NCBI's taxonomy places the organism in Eukaryota, Metazoa, Chordata, Actinopteri, Labriformes, Labridae.